Camelina sativa (false flax) is the source of this 1282-nucleotide messenger RNA. RefSeq lists its product as uncharacterized. The record is from RefSeq and is a predicted model, not a curated record. Gene Ontology annotation, cellular component: nucleus. Gene Ontology annotation, molecular function: protein N-terminal-serine acetyltransferase activity; histone H4 acetyltransferase activity; histone H2A acetyltransferase activity. NCBI's taxonomy places the organism in Eukaryota, Viridiplantae, Streptophyta, Magnoliopsida, Brassicales, Brassicaceae.
CCCGUUUGAUGGAUCCGGCUCCUACCGAAUCAUCAUUUUCAGACGGGGAGAAGGAACGAGAGAGAGAGAGAGAGAGACAGAGGAGAGAUCAUCGGUGAGAGGGUGAGCAAUGGAUUUGAAGAAACGGCGAAAGAUUUUGGAGAAGAAGAAAACGAUUCAUGACCUUAUAAAAAAAGCUUCUUCAAUUGCCGAUCCUCUUUCUCCGUUUGAUUCAUUCCGCCGUUACCAAAACAAUGAUUUAUCUGUGUACCUGGAAUCUGGCCGUGGAGAUAGACUUUCCUCAUCUGUGAAGCAGUACAUUCGAAAUCUCUUGAAGACGAACAUGGAAGGGUUCUAUGGGUCUGAUUGGCCAAUACAAGCAAAGGUGAAGCGUAAGGAGAUGUCUUCUGCAGACGCACAUUAUAUAUUUGUGCUUGAGAUGCGUUAUGGUAAAGACUAUGAGACAUCUACUCGGAGAACUUGCAUUGAAGGGUGUAAUCAGAUAGCUGGAUUUGUGCAUUACCGGUUUACUUUAGAGGAAGAGAUACCUGUCCUUUAUGUGUAUGAAAUACAGCUUGAAUCCCGGGUUCAAGGAAAAGGACUAGGAGAUUUUUUAAUGCAGUUGAUUGAGCGCAUUGCUUCUAAGAAUCGGAUGAGUGCUAUUGUGCUAACUGUUCUAACAUCCAAUGCAUUGGCAAUGAGUUUCUACAUGAGCAAGCUAGGAUACAGAGUAUCAAGCAUUUCGCCUUCGAAAGCUAAUCUUCCGACUUUCUCGGCGAAGUAUGAGAUACUUUGCAGAACAUUUGAUUCUGAAGCUGAGUCUGUAUUGGAGAAGAACGACGAAGAACCUACCAAACAUUGAGUAUCAAGCAUUCAAAAAUUUAAGAGUACAUGGGGUUGGUAUAGGAUGCAGUUAUAAAACAGACAGAUCCGAUGAAGACUUGGUUCCUCCGAUGGUAGUUCACACCAGAAAUAUAGAGAACUACAACAAUGCCUAGCAACUGGACAAAACCAUUGAAGUCUUUUCGAUUGCAAAAAUGACCAUUUUUGAAACCCGAGUCCUUCGCAACAAAUCAGUCGUUUGCCACCAGCUGAAAUUAUAUUUGGUAAGCAGCUGUGAGUACUUAAACCUUAUUAGGAGAGAUUGUACAGAGUUUAUUAGAUUAGGAGGAAUCGGACUUAGUAGAGUGAGAACAAUUCUUGAAUUGGGGGUUACGAAGUUAUUUAUGAAUCAGAGAGAUCAUUGUGAUAUCGUUUCCUUGUAAAGUUGCCAUAAAAGAUGAAUAACAUCAGUGCUUUAAUU